This is a messenger RNA of Fragaria vesca subsp. vesca, 846 nucleotides long. RefSeq lists its product as uncharacterized. Gene Ontology annotation, molecular function: zinc ion binding; endonuclease activity; nucleic acid binding. The record is from RefSeq and is a predicted model, not a curated record. Lineage: Eukaryota; Viridiplantae; Streptophyta; Magnoliopsida; Rosales; Rosaceae. The transcript is spliced from 5 exons. The coding region runs from base 2 to 610 and encodes 202 amino acids.
GAUGAGGCCAGCAAGCAAAGAACCAACGCGCCGGAGCCGCCCUUCAUCUCCGUUAAGGGACCGAAACCCAAUCUCGCCCAGGUCUCGUCACUCCGGGCCCACACCACCACGAGCCUUUCUCCUCGAUGACGUCACCGACUUCAACAACCCAAGAAGCUUCCCUCACAAUGUGAAGAAGCAAUGCUGGGAGAAGGCGGAGAAGAUCAAAGGGCGGGACCCGGAUCGCUGGCGGCGAGACCCGCUCGGAAACACAGUGUUCCGGAAGCUCGUGGGCUGCCCCGGUUGCUUAUGUCAUGAUUACGAUCACAUUGUGCCGUACUCUAAGGGAGGAGAAAGUACGCUCGAAAAUUGUCAGGUUUUACAGGCAAAAGUGAACAGAUCAAAAGGAAACCGAACAGAGUUUUCCAGGGCUGAGCUCAUACAGAAAAGUUCUUACUGUCGGGUUUCAGGUCGUGAUAUGGAUCUAAUUGAACUGUCAGCCUAUGGUAAUGUCAGUCCUGCAAAAGAAGAUUCAUACUGUCGGGUUCCAGGUCGUGAUAUUGAUCUGAUUGACUCAGCCAAAGGCAACAUCCGCAAUGCACAAGAGUUUUGGGGGUGUACAAUCCAAUAAUCUGUUGUGUACGCAUUAAGUUCUAACAUGGAGACUGGAAAACUAGGUUCCAGUCAUAUUUGUAUCAAGCUGCAUAGAAUGUCAUUCAGUGAUUGUAAGAGGAGCAGUAUGAGGACAGUCCAUUUACAAAUCCUCAUGCGCAAGGUUAGCUAUCUGUAAAGUGAAAACCAUAGCUUGUUGAUUACACUUGUGAUGGAUGUAUGCAUGGUCACGAUAAAUGAAAAUUCUUCCUUGAC